Molecule: messenger RNA, 2802 nt
Organism: Lates calcarifer (barramundi perch)
Lineage: Eukaryota; Metazoa; Chordata; Actinopteri; Centropomidae
Product: protein C19orf12 homolog
Exons: 4
Coding region: 273-698 (141 amino acids)
Source: RefSeq, a predicted model, not a curated record
AAUUGUGCGACAGCGAUGACGCAUUUAACGUCGCAGAGAAAAUGACCCAAGCAGAGUUCGAAAGUGUUUUUAGAACAUUUUGCUGAUGAGCUCCUCUACAUAGAAAUCCUCAGAUAGAAGUGGGAUAACUAUCAAACCAAAGACCGUUUUGAGCAAAGCCGAAUGCAUGAGCACAACAUACAAGCGAGCACAUCCAGGACAGGACUGAAGGGAGGACACAGCAGUAAAGUUGACGGUCCGCUUUCCUGACUUGCCAGUGCCUCAGCACAGAGAUGGCUCCUCGAGUGGAUGACAUCAUGCGUCUGUGCUGCGAACUAUCAGCUCAUGAUCAGAUCAAGGUCGCGGUGAAAAACUCCACCAAAGGAGCAGUGGUGGCAGGAGGAACUGCCUUUGUAGGCGGGCUGCUCUGUGGACCUCCAGGGAUUGCUGUUGGUGGAGCUGUAGGCGGGCUCUUGGGCAGCUGGCUGACCAGUGGUCAGUUCAGGCCUCUGCCUCAGAUCCUGAUGGAGCUGCCACCUAACCAGCGACAGAAGCUCUAUAAUGACAUCAUGGCAAUCUUAGGAAACCUGGACUGGAUGGAUGCAGCUCAGCUCAUUGCCCUAGUUAUGGGCAACGCCACUCUACAACAGCAGGUCACUGCCGCGCUGCUUAACUACGUCACCAAGGAACUCAGAGCAGAGGUGCGUUAUCAGGACUGAAUUAUGAUUACAAAAAGACUUUUCGGGAUGGUCAGGUCUGCAAAACACAACCAGAAUCCUCUACAACAUAUUUUUGUACUUGACUGUCAUGAGUGUGUCAAACUGCACAGGUAGCCUUGUUUUAUCUUCAGAGUGCCUAUCCCAACAACAAAGAAAUUAUUGGCCUUUGUGAAGGUUAUAACAUGAUCAUUUUGGAGGCUGCAGUUUGUGGUGUACUGCAUUAUAUGGACAGCUGUUUCUAUUAUUUUGACCACUUCAUCAUUAAGUGCAGUGUGGUCUGUUUUUUUUUGUUUUUGUUAUCAAAUUUUUAAAAAGCCAAUGGGAUUUUCUAAUUGGCUUUUUGAUUAUUGCAGAAAAUAUCAUUAAAAAAAGUUUAUGAUACUUUUUAUGAACAUUUAGUUCAUCAGAUAAUCUUCACAGAUGAACACGACAUGAUGUUUGGAGCCCAAAUACAAUCUCCAGAAGUAAAAAGCUAAUGUUAGGCUAUAAACCAACUACACCACGGUCACAUCUCCACCACUGAGCUUCUAACUUGUCAUUUAAUUUAGCUCUGACCUCUUCUACAAAAGCCUUUCUUCUUAAAAAGUUAGUGAUAGUUUGAAAGAGUGUGAGUAUAAACACAAUGAGGCUGUAAAGGUGGACUGGUGAGUAGAUCAGUUUUCAUGUUAACGUCCCCGACAACCUCUGUAGUCUCAUUAGACACUCGUUAGCAACCACCUUUUUUAAGACACAUAAAAGCUUCAAACAUCAGGAGUGGGGGGUUUACUGAUGGAUUUUAUGUUAAAGAAUAAAACGUGAAAAUGUCUCGUGUUAACCACAGACUACACCCUCCAAAGUUAUCAUACAGUUGAAUCAACACACCUCUAAAACAAUUUCAAUAAAAACUGAACAUUAUAACCUUCAUGAAGAGAGUAUUUAUUGUUGGACUGCUGUGUUAGACUACAUUAGUUUUAGGUAGGAGUUCCUAAUAAACUGGCAAGCAUGAAAUACAGUAUCACUGUGGGAUUUUCUGUGGUGACUGAACAAGAGCAUUUGAAGGGUUCUGUAAUUUUUUUGUCGUAAAUUUUCAUCACUGCAUAAACAAUAAUAUAUAUUACAGUCACCACAGAAACUUGUCUGUGUUACUCAAUAAUGAAUUAAUUGUAAACACAAAUGAUGUUUUGUAUUGACUGCUGCCAGGGUCAUUUUUCUUCUCUGCUUUAUUAAGCUAAAUUAUUGUGCCAUGGGAGCUCUGCAUAUUCUUGUUUCUCAGAAAGACUGAAAUCUCUUAAAGUAAAAAUUGACAAAAGUAGGAUCCAGAGACGGGAUUCAAUCGUCUUUGGCAUCAACAAGUCAAAUUUACCCGCUUCUACCCUGACCGUGAUUGGCUAAACCCUCGUCGUAAAAAAUCAAGUUUUAUCAACAUUAAACUUUUGGUUUUACGAAAUGUUGAUGGUGUGAUCUCAACAACAGAUAACUUACCUCCAGUCAAUGCAAUAACCGGGAACAGCGGGAGCAGCCGGGGAUGAGUCGUUCUCCACCCGGCUCUGUCAAGUGUGUAGCGUCGGUUAGCAUCACAGCUAGGCUAACGGUAGCGGUUAGCAUAACAAGUGAUUAGCCAAUCAUAGGCAGGGUAAUGGCAGGUAAAAUAACGCUUCUUCAACGUGUGUUGUGCAAUUCCCAUGGAUGUACUGUCCAUUAGCCACUCCUGCUCUUCCUUGAGGACCCGGAUGUUCGCCACAGAAAACGAAAUUUUAGUUUUUUAAGAACUAAUUUUUUUGAGAACUGAAAUUGAAAUGCAAGAACUGAAUUUUACAUUCUGAUUUAAGUUUAUUGGAAUUAAGUUACAAACUAAUAUGUAAUUUAAUUUUAAUGCAGUUAAAUACAUUUUCAAAUUUUGUGAUUCAAAUUCACUUUCUAGAGACACAUAUUUCAGUCCAUAGAGUUUCAGGUACAGUGGUUUUUAUUAGUCAUGUGGAACAUAUGUAAUUAUACAGUGUAAUCAAUGUUUUUUCCAAUAAGAGGCAAGCAAUAUGUUUUAAUUUGUUUUUAUUUGUAAAAACAAUUUUUGGAUGUGGAUAAUGAAACAACAUUUCAUACACAUUAAAUAGCAAUAACAUUUCCA